Molecule: messenger RNA, 1761 nt
Organism: Lodderomyces margitis
Lineage: Eukaryota; Fungi; Ascomycota; Pichiomycetes; Serinales; Debaryomycetaceae
Gene: HST7
Product: mitogen-activated protein kinase kinase
Exons: 1
Coding region: 1-1761 (586 amino acids)
Biological process (GO): protein phosphorylation
Molecular function (GO): protein kinase activity; ATP binding
Source: RefSeq, a predicted model, not a curated record
AUGGCAACCAAUCCCAGAAGUGGUUCCGGUGAUUCCUCUUGGUCUCAAGAUAGGUCGGUUCCAACGCUACCCUCAAAAGACAAUAAAGACUACACUUCUCUUCGCACAACGUCUGCCUCAUCACCCGAGACCCCUACAGAUAAAGUCGCAUAUGCCACAUUUACUGACGACGCGGGAAUUUUGGAAAAGAAGACGUUAAACAGAAAGAACUUCAAGCACUUGUCCUUAUCGUCUCCCGUACCACAGAAUGAGAUUAAACAUGAUGAGCUGCAUUUGAUACGAGAACCUACUUCGAUGAAAAGAAGACAACGACCAGCACCCAUACUCAACCUACCGAAUGGUACAGCAUCGUCGCAACCAGAACUAUCACAGAUGCGCCCUGUAAUGGCCCAACAAGCAACUGCACUGGCAAUAUUCGCCGAUUCGAGGCAAACUACGCUGAAUGUUAUUACAAGUCAAACCCUUAGUCGACCUAAUAGUGCUGGAAAUAUCCAUUUGGAUAUCAAUGCCAGCAACAGGAACAUUGAUCCUGAAAACCAUGCUUCUACCGAAAUGCUUAUCAACCUGAUGUCGCAACUUGAAUUAGACACUAGACCCGAUCUGCAGCGCAGCAAAUCCACACCUAAUGAUGUUGCUGGGCGUAAACGACAGACUGUUAUAUCGUCCAUUUCCCCAACAAAGAUGUCGGGCCAACAAGUUGAGUCAAAGGUUCAGCUAGUUGAUACUUUUCAUGAAACACGCUCACCCAUUGCUACAACAAGCAAGUUUAAACUACGCAACAAGGAUUUGCUAACCUUGAAACAAUUGGGUCUGGGGAACUCAGGCUCAGUCUCAAAAGUGCUACAUCUCCCGUCACAGAAGACUAUGGCGAAGAAAAUUAUUCAUGUUGAUCUGAAAAGCAUCAUCCAAACCCAAAUCAUUCGAGAAUUGCGAAUACUACACGAAUGCCAAUCCCCUUACAUUAUCGAAUUUUAUGGCGCAUUCUUAAAUAAUAACAAUACAAUCGUAAUUUGCAUGGAGUAUUGCAAUUGUGGUUCAUUGGAUAAGAUCUUGCCAUUGUGUGAAAAUCGACAGUUUCCCCUUUAUGUGUUGAAGAAGCUAUCAUUUGCCAUUUUAUCGGGGUUGUCAUACUUGUACUCCAAACAUAGGAUUAUUCAUCGUGAUAUCAAACCAAACAAUGUGUUGAUGACGCAUCGCGGUGAAUUCAAGUUGUGUGAUUUUGGCGUUUCGAGAGAACUUACCAAUUCCUUGGCAAUGGCAGACACUUUUGUUGGUACUUCAAUGUACAUGUCUCCAGAAAGAAUACAAGGACUAAAUUAUGGCGUCAAGUCCGACGUAUGGUCCAUGGGGUUAAUGAUGAUUGAAUUGGCCAGUGGUCUUCCUGUAUGGACCGAUGAUUAUGAGGACGAGAAUGGUAACAGUGCAUACAAUAGUCUAAAAAGCGAUGUCAGCAACAACUCAUCGUUCAGAGGACCCGAAGGUAUAUUGGACCUUUUGCAACGAAUAGUCAAUGAGAAACCUCCAAGUUUGAAGCACAAGACCAACCCAGUAACUAAAUCACGGUACGAUACAGAGCUAUGCGACUUUAUCGAUUCUUGCUUGAUCAAGAAUGAGUCUGAAAGAAAGACGCCGUGGCAGUUAUUGGAGGACAAACAGGGCUUUUUAAGAGGUGUAGAAGAGGGCAUUUAUGACCAGGAUCAUAAAGCUUGGGCCAAACGAAUCAGAAAGAUUAACAAAGAGGUUCACGAAGCUGACAAGUAA